Molecule: messenger RNA, 1754 nt
Organism: Lates calcarifer (barramundi perch)
Lineage: Eukaryota; Metazoa; Chordata; Actinopteri; Centropomidae
Gene: nmnat3
Product: nicotinamide nucleotide adenylyltransferase 3
Exons: 12
Coding region: 125-1648 (507 amino acids)
Biological process (GO): NAD+ biosynthetic process
Cellular component (GO): mitochondrion
Molecular function (GO): lipid binding; nicotinate-nucleotide adenylyltransferase activity; nicotinamide-nucleotide adenylyltransferase activity
Source: RefSeq, a predicted model, not a curated record
CAGCAGUUCCUGAGAUCCAGGGAGCGGAGAGAGUGUGACACACUUAGCUAACAGCAGCAAUGUGAAAAGAAGGUUCUUCCAACUUUCAACUUCUUUCAACCAUGGUGUGAGGGGAUAAACCAAAAUGGCCAACCGCCGUGUUCCACUAGUCUUGUUAGCCUGCGGCUCCUUUAAUCCCAUCACCAACCAGCAUAUGAGGCUGUUUGAGUUGGCCAAGGACCACAUGCACAGCACAGGCCAGUACCAGGUGGUGGGUGGCAUCGUGUCUCCAGUGAGUGACGGCUAUGGAAAGCAAGGCCUGGUACUAGCUAAGCACCGCAUUGCUAUGGCAAAGCUGGCACUCCAGAGCUCCAACUGGGUCACAGUUGAUGAAUGGGAGAGCCAGCAGCCAGACUGGACGGAGACAGUGGUCACUAUGAGGUAUCACUAUGGGCGUAUUCUAAAGGAGUAUGAGCAAAGCACAGGAACACACAACAACUCCAGCAGUAACACCACUCCCCUCUCAAGCAUCUCUCCUCAGCUGAAGCUCCUCUGUGGAGCCGAUUUUCUCGACACGUUCAAGGUUCCAGGCUUGUGGCUGGAUGAACAUGUGGAGGAGGUUGCUGGGCGUUUCGGUCUCGUCUGUGUCAGCCGAGGCAGGCUGCAGCCCGAGCGGGCCGUGCACGAGUCGGACAUGCUCUCCCGCCACCAACGAAACAUUUUCCUGGUCAGGGAGUGGGUGAGGAAUGAGACGAGCGCCACAGAGGUGCGACGGGCUCUGAGACGAGGUCUGAGCGUGAAAUACCUGAUCCCGGACUCUGUGAUAGAAUAUAUUCACCAGCACAACCUUUACACAGAGGACAGCGAGAGGAGAAAUAAGGGCACGGUGCUGAGGCCGCUCACCAAACAGGCACAGCAGCCAGUGAAGAGUCUGGAUGACUAUGUAAAUGUCGCCAUCAGGAAAAUAGCAACCCUGCUGAAGCCCGACAAGGACAUUGUCCACGAUGGGGACCACAUAAUCAUCAAGACCCUCAGCACCUUCAAGAACUACAACAUGGACUUCUACGUGGGCAAAGAGUUCGAGGAGGAUCUGUCUGGAGUGGAUGACAGGAAAUGCACGACCACUAUCACUUGGGAGGGAGACAAGCUGGUGUGUGUGCAGAAGGGAGAGAUUGAAGGAAGAGGCUGGACCCACUGGGUGGACGGAGAUGAGCUUCAUUUGUGUGGCCUUCUACACACAGCAGUGUCACCAGCUGCCACCAUGCCUGCAGACUUCAGUGGGAAGUGGAUACUGGAAACCAAUGAGAAAUUUGAGGAAUAUUUGAAAGUAUUAAAUAUUGACUUUGCUACAAGGAAAAUUGCCAUCUCCCUGUCUCAGACCAAAGUGGUUUCCCAAGAUGGAGACAAGUUUGACUUUAAAACACUGAGCACCUUCAGGAAUUAUGAGCUCGCCUUCACUGUAGGGGUGGAGUUUGAUGAGUACACCAAGGGGCUAGACAACAGAAAUGUCAAGAGUCUGGUGACCUGGGAGGGGGACAAACUGGUGUGUACCCAGAAGGGAGAGAAGGCCAACCGUGGCUGGAAACAUUGGAUCGAAGGAGACAAACUCUACCUGGAGCUGACAUGUGAGGAUAUAGUUUGUCUUCAGGUUUUCAAGAGAAAAGAAUAAAAAGGCAAAUAUCUGUUUUUGUUUUCAUUUACUCAGUUGACAAGGUCUUUGUUUGCUCCUCAAUAACAUGUUGAACAAUACGAAUAAAGGUGUUUUUCAGACAACA